This is a messenger RNA of Ixodes scapularis (black-legged tick), 1524 nucleotides long. Its product is annotated as kelch domain-containing protein 2. Gene Ontology annotation, molecular function: protein binding. The transcript has 10 exons. NCBI's taxonomy places the organism in Eukaryota, Metazoa, Arthropoda, Arachnida, Ixodida, Ixodidae. The record is from RefSeq and is a predicted model, not a curated record. Bases 261 to 1403 code for a protein of 380 amino acids.
GAUUUAUUUCACGGUCGCGAAUGACAUUUGAGCGCUCUCGCUUCUCAACCAAAAAAAUUGCAACGUAAAAGGCAGAGGCAGUAAAACAGCUGACGAAAACUUUGCGUAAACGACGCAACGCCAACGACGCUACGUCCACAACGUAGUACUUCAAGCGCAUUGCCGACGCAACGGUCUGGCGUGAGGCUCUGGGAGCUUCCCGUGUGUGCUUAGUCACUUCAGAUGCGAUCACGUUCCGUGUCAGUUGGCCAACGGUCGCGAUGAAUGCGGAACACACUCGAAAACCCAAGCAACGGACUGGCCAUGUGGCUUGCAGCUACAAGAAUGGAAUGCUGGUCUGGGGCGGUUACAAGGAAACGGAAAGGUCCACAAGUUAUCUGCCGGGCUACGAGCUUUGGUUCUACGAUACGCUGCUCGAAAAAUGGGUGCUCCGGAGGACGGGAGGCCAGGUGCCGCCGGGGACGUCCGGCGCGGUGGCUGUGACCGUCGGCGACGGCAUGUACCUGUUUGGGGGCUUCCACGAUAGCCGCAACACAAACCGGUUGUACCGGCUGGACCUGGUCACCAUGGACUGGGAGCUGGUGGACGCACAGGGGCCCCUGCCCACACCCUGCGACAAGAUGGCCGGAUGGAGCUACGCAGACAGGCUCUAUGUUUUUGGUGGUUUCGGAGUGACGCCCCGCCAGGGUGUCUCGAGACCACUCGACUUCCACUAUGUCCUCGACAUGCAAGCACCGUGGCGGGGAUGGACCAAUCAGCUCGUGGAGUUUGAUGUUGUCUCCAAGACCUGGAGCUAUCCGUCUUACAAGGGCAAGGCGCCGUUGCCCAGGGCAGCGCACGCGGCUGCGCAGAUCGACGGCAAAGUCUUUAUCUUCGGCGGCCGCCACCAGGAGAACCGGCUCAACGACAUCCACAGGCUCGACCUCGACGCCAUGGAGUGGAGCGGCGCGCUCCAGACGGUGGGCGAGAAACCCUGCGGCCGUUCGUGGCACAGCUUCACAGCCGUCUCGCCCGUGCACGUCGUCCUGUACGGCGGUUUCAGCCAGUCCGAAGAACCGCUCGCGGACUGCUGGCUCUUUGUGGUGGGAGCCCUGACCUGGAUCCGCGUGGAGCUUCCCCUGCCACCCCGGCUCUGGCACUCGGCCUGCCUGAGCCAGCAGGAAGAGGUGGUGGUGUUUGGCGGUUGCGCCGGAAACAUCUUCCAGCGUGGCGGCAUCCACGCGGAGGACACAGUCAUCGUGCUACGGUUUUCUCCAAGGAGCCUUUACAGGAUCUGCCUGGACAAGGUGCUGCAGUGCAAGGUGCUGCUGCAGUCCCAGUGGCACACCCUGCCCUCCACCGUGCUGGAGACUCUCUGCCUCAAGGACGGGAACCUCCACGGCACGGGGCUCGACGGCUCCUGAUGGCGGGCUCGGCUGCGGCGCAGGCCCAUCUGUACAUACCUGAAGCAACUAUUUAUGAGGAGAAGAGGCACCUGAUGUUACUUGAGGAGAGAGAAAAAUAAAGAGACCUGGAAAGCAAGCA